AUGUCGCAUCCUUGUAAUCCUUCACUCGACUCCUUGCCAGAUGUUUUCGUCGAUUCUGGAUCAUCGUGUAACAGGCAAAAUUCAAAGGCGCCUAGCAACGACACACCCGCCGAUGGUUCCCUCGAAAGCCGCGGCCCGGGCUCUGAUGUGGAUAGCAGCCUGCCUACGUUUGAGGAUAUCGUAACCGCGCCUCCAAAUACGCCUAUGAAUUUGGAAUCUCAAUCAAAGACGAGCAUCUCGGACGUCGACGACUCGUACAACACACUCAACUCGCGUACCGUCAAGCUUUCGAGACUCUCUGCCGAACUUUACGCUACUCUUGCUCCGUCUUAUUCCCAUCCUCCUACAUCCAAUCACGUUCAGGCUGGUCUGGUUCGACUGCACAAUCUCGGAGUGGAAGAAUACGAUCGUGUCGAAACUUGGAGGUACUAUGUCAACCACGAGAUGAUCACAAAUCCGUCGCUCAUGGAACCCAAGCUAAACAUACCAAACGACGAAGCAUAUUCAUCGCCAGUGAACAGCUACAGCGUCUUUGACGACUUUUCAGAUAGUACAUCGUGGGGCAAUGAAAGAAAGAUGGGUGAUAGAAGUUCUACGCCGUUUGAAGUGGCAGAAGGCGCAAGCAGUGAAGAAGAGAAUCGACCGUGGGGCAUGUACAGCGGCAAUGGUCAUGAAAUCGAACCUCAUUGGGAAGCACCAAAGCCCAAGUUUCUGCAAAGACUCUUCCAAUCGGUCGCUCAGCAAUAG
Molecule: messenger RNA, 747 nt
Organism: Serendipita indica DSM 11827
Lineage: Eukaryota; Fungi; Basidiomycota; Agaricomycetes; Sebacinales; Serendipitaceae
Source: the annotation of a GenBank genome assembly